Molecule: messenger RNA, 1047 nt
Organism: Symbiodinium pilosum
Lineage: Eukaryota; Dinophyceae; Suessiales; Symbiodiniaceae
Source: the annotation of a GenBank genome assembly
AUGAUAACUACUUUGGUUACCUUCCUCUUGCUCCUGGUAGAGGCUGGCGCGUCUCAAACAGUCUGUGUGACAGGAGCAGGGGGCUACGUGGCGACAGAGCUGGUGAAGCAGCUGCUUGAGAAUGGUUUUCACGUCAAGGGAACAGUGAGAUCCCUGAAGCAAAAAGACAAGUAUGCCCACCUGGAGAAAUUGGACGCGGCCCUUCCAGGCACCCUUAAACUCCUUGAGGCCGAUUUGCUUAAGCCCAACUCCUUCGAUGCCUGCGCCGAAGGCUCCAAGUAUGUCUUCCACACCGCCUCGCCGUUCCACUUCGAAGCCGCGAACACUUUGAAGGAUAUGAUCGAGCCUGCACGCAAUGGUACGGAGAACGUCUUGAAGUCUGCUAUCAAGGCCAAAGCGGAGCGCGUUAUUGUAACGAGCUCUUUUGCUGCGUCCAACUCCUUUCUGCCAGACGACAAGCCAGACUCUGGGACUCUCUACUCAGAGGAGGACUGGAACGAUUUCAUCGAUGAGUCCGUGUGGAAAGACAACAAGCAGCAGGCCUACAUCGCAAGCAAGUCCCUCGCAGAGCGGAAAGCAUGGGAACUUGGCAAGAGUCAUGGAAUUGACGUGGUUGUCAUUCAGCCGGUGCUCGUCAUGGGACCUGUGCAUGCUCCAAGGGUCGAAGGCGUGUCAGUUGGCACCAUGAAGAGCAUCAUCGAAGGAUCACCAUUGCCAUUUGCCUUCCCUUGGUGUGAUAAUCGUGAUGUUGCCAAGGCACACAUCCAGGCAGCAGUGAAUCCAACAGCCUCUGGCCGAUACAUUGUGGCACAGCCCAACACAAUUCCACACUCCUACGUCUACGAGGUCCUGUCCAAGGGGCUGCCACAAUUCGCUUGGGCAAAGCCGGAGAAGGAGGAAGCCCAGAACCCCAUGAUCGACAAUGCAAAGAUCAAGGGCUUGAUUGGGGGCUUGUACCCGCUGGAGAGCACGAUUCUGGACAUGGCGAGGUCUCUGAUCUCCGCCAACCUCGCCACGCCUAAGCUGAACCCCAAGACCGAACUCUGA